This is a messenger RNA of Ixodes scapularis (black-legged tick), 1029 nucleotides long. Its product is annotated as ficolin-2-like. The transcript is spliced from 5 exons. NCBI's taxonomy places the organism in Eukaryota, Metazoa, Arthropoda, Arachnida, Ixodida, Ixodidae. The coding region runs from base 61 to 981 and encodes 306 amino acids. The record is from RefSeq and is a predicted model, not a curated record.
UGGGAAAUUUUCAUGCUAUAUAAGACGGGAGAAAUCAUAUUAUAGCGUUGGUUACGACCUAUGCGAACCUCUGAACCGCCGACAAAAAAUCGCGACAUGUUCGUAGCGGUCCUUUUCCUCCCCUUUGUAGCCGGGAACGUCUUUACGGAAAGCAGCCCCAAGCAAGUUCCGGAAGUAACUGAAAGAAGAGAAUAUGGAAAAACCUACACGAUAUUUGACCCUUGCAAUACGCACAAAGCUGGUGGCCGAACAGUAAGUUGUUUCCAGUUGCUAAUGAAAGGACACACCAAGAGCGGUGAAUAUGAUAUCAAACCUGAUAAUAAAAACAUCACCGUGUAUUGUGACAUGGAGACGAAUGGCGGCGGAUGGACCGUGAUUCAACGUCGGGACGCAUCUGAAACAUACGAAGAGAACCUCUUCGAGAAAACGGAUGAAGAAUACGAGGAUGGAUUUGGAAAUGCCUCGGCUUCAUUCUGGAUAGGGACCAACAAUAUUCAUGCCCUCACGAGCCAUCCAAGUAGCGAUCAAGUUCUCAGGAUCAAACUGACAAAAGAGAAUAAAGAAACAAUUAUUGUGCAGUAUGGUAAAUUUCAAGUCGGUCCAAAAAGCGACAGGUACAGAUUGACCUACGCCAAAUUCUGGAGCCCUAAUGGUACUUACCACGACUACGACGGGCUGGUGUUCCACAACCAAACCAGGUUUCUCGUCGUGAAAGAAGCCGAAACGGGUCAUUUUUGCUCAGAUUCGCUAAUUAGUGGUGGCUGGUGGAUGACGUCUUUUGGUUGCCUUUUUUCCAAUCUUAAUGGGCGUAAAUUCAAAGGUCAUGUUCCGUACAGAAACAGGGGCCAUGGUAUUACCUGGCACAAACUAGACUAUUCGAGUUCCUACCAAAACGUCUACGAAACUGUGGAAAUGAAGAUCAGGGAUGUCGAUUAUAAAUUCUGCACGGGCCAAAUGGCAACUCUGUUCUCUUAUUCCUGAUGUUCAAGGCGAAAAUCACAAAUUUGAGCCGAAGCCGCAAUUCAUUAU